Messenger RNA from Salvia miltiorrhiza (redroot sage), 2297 nucleotides. RefSeq lists its product as uncharacterized. Gene Ontology annotation, molecular function: ligase activity, forming carbon-nitrogen bonds; ATP binding. The coding region runs from base 137 to 2131 and encodes 664 amino acids. Gene Ontology annotation, biological process: tRNA processing. The record is from RefSeq and is a predicted model, not a curated record. The transcript is spliced from 11 exons. Lineage: Eukaryota; Viridiplantae; Streptophyta; Magnoliopsida; Lamiales; Lamiaceae.
AAAUAAAAAAUAAAAAAAAUUGUUGCCUCGCCGAGAAAAUAUUAACGUGUUUUUAUAUAUAUCAGAAUUUAAAAGUGGAUGUACAUUCUAAUUUUACUAGAUAUAGAUUAGCUAGCAGCAAUUUUUGGAUUAAUCCAUGGCGGCUAGAGGCCUCCUCGCGCCCUUCCACUUUCACUACAAAUUCACGGCGGCGCCGCCCGUUCCUACCUGCAUUUCGUGGCUCCAAAAAACCUCCCUGCGGCGGCGGCGCCGCCAUGCUCGCUUUUUCUGCAGCCACCGCCGGCCGCCAGAAACGGACAUUUCCAGCUACCGACUUCAGUUUGCUCAGAAAAUGGCGAUGGCCGGUCUCAACCCCAAUCACCGCAUCGCAAUUGCUGUGUCUGGCGGUCCUGAUAGCAUUGCUCUAUGUGUAUUAACUCUUGAGUGGAAAUCUGGCAACUCUAAUGCUGCUAACAAAGGAAGAAGCAAGGCCAUUGAUGGCCUCUUAGCAAUUGUUGUUGAUCAUGGGUUGCGAACAGAAAGUGCGGAGGAAGCAGAUCUUGUUCGCGAUCGAGUUUUAGAUAUGGGAAUCAAAUGUGAAGUUGCUUCCUGCAAAUGGUUGGACGGGAAACCCAAGCUCGGUCACUUGCAAGAAGCUGCUCGGGAUAAAAGGUGGUAUGAAACUUUACAGAAAAUAUGUAUCGAUCAGCACAUCGGAGUACUAUUGGUUGCACAUCAUGCAGAUGACCAGGCAGAGCUUUUCAUUCUCCGACUAUCUAGAAACAGUGGUGUACUUGGGCUUGCCGGUAUGGCUUUUACUUCUCAAAGGUUUUCUGAGUUUCCUGACUUUAGUGGAAAAGAAUCAAAAGCUCAUAGCGUUUUAUUGGUGAGACCACUUCUAGAGUUUUCAAAAGAAGAUAUGUAUAAUAUAUGUCGAGGUGGACAUCAACAAUGGGUUGAAGAUCCGACGAAUAGGAGUCCCCUAUAUGUUCGCAAUAGGAUCCGGAUGUCAUUGAGUAACAUGUCAUCUGUAUUCAAGGCAGAGUUGCAAGCUACUAUAUCAGCAUGUCGAAGAACACGGAUGCAUGUUGAGAAACUCUGUCGCCUCUUGCUGAAUCAGGCUGUGACAAUCAUGCCUCAUGGAUAUGCGGUGAUUGAUCUAGGAAUUCUCCAUUCGAUGCCAGCCAAGGACAUUUAUGUUGCAAAAUUUGUUACUCUAGUGGUGCAGUUCAUAUCACAGAGGCAAAGGCCAGUUCGAGGGAAUGGAUUGAAGUUGCUACUAAACUACCUUCAUACUACCCCGUGCAAGGCUGCUCUCACUGUAGCUGGUUGUUACCUCUGUCCAGCUCCAGGAUCCAAAGGAACACGUGUCCUGGUAUGCUGCUCUUCUGAUUCGUCUUUGCAUUUGGCGUUGAAGCUCUUUAGCCAGAACUGCUAUGAGUCGAGUGAGUUAGAACAGAUUCCAUUGAAAAUCGAAGAAAAUGCAGACAAAUCAACGCCAGACCCUUCUAGUAUUCCAUUCUUAGAUGCAAUGUCCUCUGAGGCUGUCCUGAUCGAAGCUAAAACGCGUGGCAUUCUUAGCAACUCCUCCCAUGAGACUAUUGUUUCUUUGCAGAAGCAAGAAAGUGAAAAUUUCAAGUCAGUGGUUGAAGGUACCUCUGACCAUACAUCGGAACAUAGCAUAUCAGCAUCGAGCAAAUUAAUUCGUCCCGGGCAAGUGGGGUACUUCAUGAAUAGAUUUCUACUGGACUGGAAUGUGCCGGACGUCUCUGUCGACAAGCUGGGUGGGGAAGACCAGUGCUCGUGCAGUCUGUGCAUAUUUGGUGAUGAGAUGGUGGCCGAAGUGCGCUGUAUGGUAGAUGCCGAUUGGAUGUAUCUUCAUGAUUUGUCCAAGACGACGAAAAUGGGAGAUUCCUCCUCAGAAAAUGGCGCCGUGGGAAUGAAUUAUGCUAGAUCAUCAGCUAGUAGAGCCCUGGCAACUUUGAAGUUGAUUCCAGUUGCUGCGCGACGAGCAUUGCCUGUUCUUGUGAAUGCCGAGGGAGUUCUACUAAGCGUUCCGAGCAUCGGCUUCUCACAAUGCCCCCAUUUGAAGGCCUCUGCUGUUUUUAGUCCUAGGAUACCGCUAGGUGGAGGGCACUCCUCGUUUUUAUAGUGUGGAGCAAACCAUUCUCUUUCUCUCUCUCUGCGGAAUAGGACUCUUUUCUUGUCAAAUUUAGAAAGAAAACGGUUUAUCUUAUUGUCAUUCUUAGAUAUGUGUAUAUACAUACCUAUGAAUUGUUGCCUUAUUUCAAAAUUUAAAUAUACGGGUUGUCUUUCUA